Messenger RNA from Tachyglossus aculeatus (Australian echidna), 1295 nucleotides. It is a transcript of the gene ETFA, whose product is annotated as electron transfer flavoprotein subunit alpha. The record is from RefSeq and is a predicted model, not a curated record. Gene Ontology annotation, cellular component: mitochondrion. Gene Ontology annotation, molecular function: electron transfer activity; flavin adenine dinucleotide binding. Lineage: Eukaryota; Metazoa; Chordata; Mammalia; Monotremata; Tachyglossidae. Bases 41 to 1042 code for a protein of 333 amino acids. The transcript is spliced from 12 exons.
GACGACGGCCGCCAUUAUCGUCGUCAUCGUCAUCAUCGUCAUGUUCCGUGUGGCGGCUCCCCAGCGGCUCCGGCGGGCGGCUUCACUCCUGCGACAUCAGAGUACACUGGUAAUAGCUGAGCAUUCAAAUGAUGCAGUAACACCCAUCACACUAAAUGCCAUUACGGCAGCCAAGCGCCUAGGGGGCGAAGUGUCUUGCUUAGUGGCUGGGACCAAAUGUGACAAGGUGGCAAAGGAUUUGAGUCAAGUAGCAGGUGUGGCAAAAGUUCUCGUGGCUCAACAUGAUACGUACAAAGGGCUCCUUCCAGAGGAACUGACUCCAUUGAUUUUGGCAACUCAGAAGCAGUUCAAUUACACGCACAUCUGUGCUGGAGCAUCUGCCUUUGGAAAGAGCCUUGUGCCCAGAGUAGCUGCUAAGCUUGAUGUUGCUGCAAUUUCUGAUAUCAUUGAGAUCAAGUCACCUGACACUUUUGUCAGAACUAUUUAUGCAGGAAAUGCUUUAUGCACUGUGAAGUGUGAUGAAAAAGUAAAAGUGUUCUCUGUGCGAGGAACAUCAUUUGAAGCUGCACCAACAAGUGGAGGUAGUGCCAGUACAGAAAAUGCUCCAAGCUCUUCACCAGCUGGGCUUUCAGAAUGGCUUGACCAGAAACUAACAAAAAGUGAUCGGCCGGAGCUAACAAGUGCAAAAGUGGUGGUGUCUGGCGGACGCGGUUUGAAGAGUGGUGACAACUUUAAGCUAUUAUAUGACCUUGCAGAUCAACUACAUGCUGCAGUUGGUGCUUCCCGUGCUGCUGUUGAUGCUGGCUUUGUUCCCAAUGACAUGCAAGUUGGACAGACGGGAAAAAUAGUAGCCCCAGAACUUUAUAUUGCUGUAGGAAUCUCUGGUGCCAUCCAACAUUUAGCUGGAAUGAAGGACAGCAAGACCAUUGUUGCCAUUAAUAAGGAUCCAGAAGCUCCGAUUUUCCAAGUGGCAGACUUAGGAAUAGUUGCAGAUUUAUUUAAGGUAGUUCCUGAGCUAACUGAACUGUUGAAGAAGAAAUGAAUCAUGCUUUUAAGGGGAAAGUAUCCUGCUGAAAUCACAGAAAUUCAGGGGCAUUGCACAGAAAUCAUUCAGAAAGCGUAGACAUCUAAUGGUAUAAUUUCUUUUUCAAAUUGCGAGAUGCCUGGAUUUCUUUUAUGAGAGUAUUAACAUUUUCUUUUUUCAAUCAUUUUUGGUUCCAAACAUAAUUAUUUUUAGAAGUUUUCUAAUUCUGUAAUAAAACUUAUAAUAAAAUACUCUAUGGCCUUAAAUCUGA